AGAAAGCCAGGUGGCUCCAGGGUUCUGAGGUGGGUGCCAGGGCAGGGAGUGGUAGCUUGGGAGGGGACCGUGUCCAGGGAGAUGUCUACGGCCCUGUGACUCUUCUGGGGACAGGGACAAGGGAGCAUGGCCCUGGUGCACACGGCCUGUGGCAGGUCUGAGUCAAAACACCUAAGGCCGACCCUGGCCGGUCAUGUGGAGGGCUGCCCAGUCAUCGCCUUAUGCCGGCCUGGGUCACCCAGAAGGGCUGGGCGCGGCCCAGUCAGCUGUGACUCAGGUCCCAGCAGCCUAGCCACGCAGCACUGGGCAGGGGCACGGGGCACAGGGACGCCCCCUCCCCACCCCUGGCCCCCCGCUUCUCCCCUCGGCCAACCUGAAGACCCUGCCCCACCUGUGUCAGGUACGGUCUGGCCAGGAAUUUGGGGUUCUCUGCCCCUGUUGCCCCCAGCCCUUCAGCUGGGGGGUGGGGUGGAAGUGGGGGGAGCCUCAGCCACACGGCCCUUGACGGGAAGUCAAGUUGGGGGUGGGGUGAGGAGUCGUCUCCAGAGAAGAUUCAGCAGGAGAGGGAAGCAGAGGGGGCCCUGGCCCCGAAGACAACGGUAUCCCACUGAAGACCCGGCACAUACCCUGCAAGACGUUGGCGGGUCCUGUGCAGGCGCUGACCACGGCUCCAGUAUAUAAAUCAGGCAAAUUCCCCAUUUGAGCAUGAACCUCUGAAAACUGCCGGCAUCUAAGGUCUCCUCCAAGGCCCUCUGGAGUCCAGCGCAUAAUGAAGGUCUUGGCAGCAGGAGUCGUGCCCCUGCUGCUGGUUCUGCACUGGAAACACGGGGCGGGGAGCCCCCUUCCCAUCACCCCUGUCAACGCCACUUGUGUCACGCGCCACCCAUGUCACAGCAACCUCAUGAACCAGAUCAAGAACCAACUGGUGCAGCUCAACAGCAGUGCCAACGCCCUCUUCAUUCUCUAUUACACGGCCCAGGGGGAGCCAUUCCCCAACAACCUGGACAAGCUGUGCAGCCCCAACGUGACAGACUUCCCGCCUUUCCACGCCAAUGGCACGGAGAAGGCCCGGCUGGUGGAGCUGUACCGCAUCAUUGCGUACCUUGGUGCUUCCCUGGGCAACAUCACACGGGACCAGAAGAUCCUCAAUCCCAACGCCCUCAGCCUCCACAGCAAGCUCAACGCCACCGCGGACAUCAUGCGGGGCCUUCUCAGCAACGUGCUGUGCCGCCUGUGCAGCAAGUACCACGUGGGCCAUGUGGAGGUGGCCUAUGGCCCUGACACCUCUGGCAAGGACGUCUUCCAGAAGAAGAAGCUGGGCUGUCAGCUCCUAGGGAAGUAUAAGCAAGUCAUCGCUGUGCUGGCGCAGGCCUUCUAGACGGGAGGUCUUGAAGCGUGCAGUGAUCCGAGAUCUCAGACUUGGGUGGCUCUCAAACUGUGGCGGGGCCCAAAGCACCGACAAACCCACAUGCGGGCUGCUGGCAGACCCUGAGGGGUUCCUGGCCAGUCCACUCUCGUCCAGGGUGGACUGCGAUGAAACCGAGCAGAGUUCAAACUCCCAUAGGCAGGGCCUAUAUACAGCGCCAACUAGAGGAAGGCGCCCCUUCUCCUUCUCCUGGGAGACUGCAGCCAGGCACUGGGGUGUCAGGCUGGCGAGGGGAGUGGGGGCUGGACUUCUGCCCCCACUUGUCCCCUCAGCUGGGCUUUGUGAGCAAACUGAACAAAUUGUCUGGGAUGACCCUGACCACAAGGCAAGACAGCAAGGGUUGGGGGAAUUAGCCGGCCCCCAGCCGACUGAUGCUCCUCAUUGCCUUUGCUGCCCCUUAGGCAGACUUCAGAAAGUUUGGUUGGGACUUGGGCAGGCCAGAGGGGCUGGGAUCCCAAAGGACUCCUUGGUCCCUGUAAGUGUAGUGAGUAGAAGGUAGAGAAGGGAGCUCUGGUUUGAGAUGCUGUCUUCUCUGGAGCGUGACUGGAGAUCUCAGGCUUACAGACUGUUAGGCAGAAGGUUCCAGAAGGAGGUCACUGGGGUUCAGGCUCCUGGGAAAGCAGAGAAGCCACCUUCAUGCCUGGGAAGGAAGACACCGGAAGAGAGUCCCUGAAAACCUGGGCUCUCCUUCUCCUUCCCUGCAGCUUUUCCUGCAGUCCAAGGUGGCCAGGAGUGGUGGCUGGACCUGGAAGAGGGUUAUGUGGAGGUGGGCAGGUGGCAAAGUCAGGUGAGGAGGUUCUGAGGGAACCCAGAGUCUUCCUUCUGGGCGAGGGUCUGUAAGGGAGGGGAUGGACCAGGUAGUUCAGAGUGGCAGCUCACAUCUGAGGCCCAAGGAGGCCCUGUGAGGUCACACAAAGGUACUUGAGGGGACAGAGGCCAUCUCUGGUCCCCAGAGCAAGGGGACAGCAGAACUUGAGGUCAGGGUCUCAGGGAAGCCUGAGAUCCAAGAGUGCUGUGUCUGACCCAGCACAAUCGUCUAUUUAUUAUGAUGCCCUAUUUAUAUUAACUUAUUGGUGCUUUAAAUGGCAAAGUUAAUUCCUUGUUCCCUACCCAACAGAAAUAAUAUGAUGGCUACUUCAACAGGAGCCAGCGCCAGGCCUUAGCAGAGCUUGGUCUGGAAGUCAAAGAUGUUACAAGUAGGAUAAACGCAGAGAAGGGCCAGGAUCAGAGAGAUCUGUUCAGCCUGAGGGGAAGGGGGUGCGGGGGACACAGCUCCAUCUUUCCACCCCAACUGUGACUUGCUUGGGAAUGCCAGGAUCCUGGCUGCAAGGCAGGAUGGGCCAAUUUGUGCAGUGGCCGUAGGACGGGGGUGGCCUUUUCCUAGGGCUGCUGUGUUGCUUGGCUCCAGGGGGAUCAUUCAACACUGUGUUCUCUGGUGCCCCCGGAAUUGUGCUUCAAGGGACAGUGGGCAAGGCAACCCUGGUGGCCCGCCCUGCUAUUGUUUCCUUGUUCUCGUGCUGCCUGCCUCUAGACUAGCAGUCAGGGGCCCUGGAACAUCCUAACCCAGCACCCAGCAUGCUCGCACACAGCGGGGAAGCUCCUUCUCUGAUGGCCGAACACCCACAGAGGGCGAGGGGGCCUGGCUGGACCUCAGGAAGCCGGGGCAGUGAGGGAGGAGCCCCCUGCUUUGGAGAGGAAGACAGGGAGGCCCUGGGACCUGGACCAGGAAGCUGUGGUCCCUCCUGCCCCACCUCCCCCCAUGCCCCCACCCAUGUCUGGGCUCCCAGGCAGGGAACCUGAUCUUUUCCUUUGUGCUGGGGCCAGGCUAGUGGAGAAACGCCCUCCAGUCUGGGAGCUGGGGAGGAGGGCGGAGCUGGGGCAGCUGCUAGGAGCAGCGCUCUGGCUUCUUCUCAAACCCUGAGUGGGCUGUGGUCCGAGCAGUUCAGCCAAUACGAUUAUGGUACUUUGCACUCACUUUGCACCUCUCUCUGUCUUCUCUAAGCACUUUACCCACACCCACUCCAUGGCAGGUGAGCAGGCAGCAGGCAGGCCCUGAGGCCUGGGGUGGGGGUGGGGGGUGGAGUUGGGAGCUGUCGGUCUCAUUGGCAAGACUAAGAUGUGGGGUGGGGGUUGGGGGCGUGGAGGAGACCAUGGCAGUUACAUGUUUUCCGAUGUUGUCUUAAUGUGGGUCCAGAUCUCAGCCUGCUGCUCCCCCCACCCCCUGCACCUCUCCCUCGGCCUCCCCCACCCCCUAUUGCUCUGUUCCUUCAGUGAACCUGGCUCAGAAGGCUUGAGGUUGGCUGGGUUUCCCAUCAUCUCUUCACCCUGUGCUCUGUGCUGAGCACCGCCUGGGCAGCCUCUGAGCCUAGGAAACCCAGAAAGUCUCCUCCCCUGGGACCCAUAUAGUCCCUGGCUCCCUGAGUUCCCACCACCCACUCCUCAGCCCAUCUCCCUCUGCCCCUCAGCACCUAUGCUCGUUCUAGAACCAGUCUGGCUGAUUGGCACCCACUUUGCCCAGCAUCCCUGAAGUAUGGAUUCUAUGUGUGGAAAAAGCUUUGCAGGGCAGGAAGCUGUCCUUUCCCUCAUUUUUUUUAUUGCUGAUGUUGACCCUUCCCGGCAUCCUGGGUCAUGGGCUGGGGACCCAAGGAGGAGGAAGACGCCGUCAGUGGAGGAGGGGGUAGGACAGUCAUUUUGCAGUUUAUUGAGAGAGGAGUAUUGGGGACCUUAUUUAUUGCAAAUGUUUUCAAACCUAAAAGCACCGCUAGUUUAUUUGUCGCUCCCUGUUGUGGUUCUCCUCCUCCUUCUGGUCCCCUCUCUGGGGACGUCCCCCUGACAGAAGCAGCCAGCUCUGCCUGGCUGGCUCUCUAGAAUAGACACGGCGUGUGGGGGUGGAGCCCUCAAUCCAAUGAGAAGUUCAUUUCCCUUCAGAUGGUACAGACGUUCUUACCUUCGGAUCGCCCCCGGUUCCCCCCAAAUCCUGGUGCCUGGGUGUCUCUCUCACCCACAUUACUAGUUCCAUGCUCUGUAUUUCCCUCCUUCCUUUCUACUGGAAAGGACUUGGCCUUGGGGGACAAAUUCCUCUUUGAUGAAUGUACCCUGUGGGAAUGUUUCAUACUGACAGAUUAUUUUUAUUUAUUCAAUGUCAUAUUUAAAAUAUUUAUUUUUUUAUAC
Molecule: messenger RNA, 4597 nt
Organism: Rhinolophus ferrumequinum (greater horseshoe bat)
Lineage: Eukaryota; Metazoa; Chordata; Mammalia; Chiroptera; Rhinolophidae
Gene: LIF
Product: LIF interleukin 6 family cytokine
Exons: 4
Coding region: 770-1378 (202 amino acids)
Biological process (GO): immune response
Cellular component (GO): extracellular region
Molecular function (GO): leukemia inhibitory factor receptor binding; cytokine activity
Source: RefSeq, a predicted model, not a curated record